GCCCUGAACCACCGAGACAGGUUUAUCCAUCAGGGUUUCUGUGUUCCAUUUUUGAUCCCAGUGCUGAUAGCCUCCUUCCAGGAGGAUUUUAGAGCUGCCAGCAGCUCUGUCCUUGCUUUUUUCCCCCUCCUCUCCCAGGUGCCACUACCAGCCUGACAGCAGGGACAAGUGUGGAGUCACUCCCUUUAUGGACGCAAUCCAGAACGGGCACCUCGACAUCGCCCGGAUGCUCCUGGAGAAACACCAGGCGUGUCCCACAGCCAUGGAUGCCCUGGGAGCUCAGGCUCUGCACAGGGCAGCUGUGACAGCCCAGGAUGGCUCCAUCCAGUUCCUGGUGUCCGAGCUGGGGGUGGAUGUCAAUGAAAGAGCCACGUCCCUGCGGAUCCCAGCCCUGCACUACGCGGCCAAGGAAGGACACGGACACACCAUCCAGACCCUGCUGGCCCUCGGCGCCGACAUCCAGGCCAAGGACGGGAAGGGCCGUUCCGCCCUGCACGCCGCCGUGGCGGGGCAGCGGGCGGGGGCCGCGCGGCUCCUGCUGCGCGCCGGGCUCCGGGACGGCGCCGACGGCUCGGGAACGCUGGCUCGGCAGCUCGCCAGGAAGCCACAGGUCAUCCAGGCAUUCCAGGAGUCCCAGGGCACCACGUGAGACACGAGGAACCAGAGCAGCCCCCGUGGGAGUUCCACGCGGUGCGUCUGGUCACGGAACGAGG
This is a messenger RNA of Empidonax traillii (willow flycatcher), 713 nucleotides long. Its product is annotated as ankyrin repeat domain-containing protein 16-like. The transcript has 4 exons. The record is from RefSeq and is a predicted model, not a curated record. Lineage: Eukaryota; Metazoa; Chordata; Aves; Passeriformes; Tyrannidae. Bases 188 to 649 code for a protein of 153 amino acids. Gene Ontology annotation, molecular function: protein binding.